This is a messenger RNA of Balaenoptera acutorostrata (minke whale), 1660 nucleotides long. RefSeq names its product X-ray repair cross complementing 3 (gene XRCC3). The transcript is spliced from 9 exons. Gene Ontology annotation, cellular component: Rad51C-XRCC3 complex; replication fork. Lineage: Eukaryota; Metazoa; Chordata; Mammalia; Artiodactyla; Balaenopteridae. Bases 620 to 1660 code for a protein of 346 amino acids. The record is from RefSeq and is a predicted model, not a curated record. Gene Ontology annotation, molecular function: four-way junction DNA binding; ATP binding; ATP-dependent DNA damage sensor activity. Gene Ontology annotation, biological process: resolution of mitotic recombination intermediates; double-strand break repair via synthesis-dependent strand annealing; t-circle formation.
GUGGGUGGCAGGGUGCGUCUGCAGGGCGCCCUGGUUCAUCGGACGGCCAAGGCGGGGUCUACUGGACACCCAGGUCUGGGGGAGUGGGGAGUGCUCAAAGCCUCAGGGGCUGAAGAGAGAAGAGGUUCCCAGAGGCAGAAGAGGAUCCUGAGAAGCGAGGGGGGCCAGAAGUCCAGGCUGGCCAGUUCUGGAGAAACCACAGAGGUGGCCCAGGCGUGGGAGGACCUGUGUGGCCACCCAAGGUCCCAGGUCGCCAUGGAGACACACUUACGGGAACUCACACCGGAGAAUGCAAAGCAGGCUCCACUCAGGUGAGCCCAGCGCACACGGGCCUCUGACCGUAUCCGGCGCCGUCACCCCAGAGAGUCCUAGGUCCUGAGUUACCGAACAGUUGCCCGGACAGAAGCGCCACCUUAGACGUCUCUCAGUGCUGUUCCUGGUGCAGUGAAGCCUCUCCAGGCUCAGGGCUGAUGGUGUGGCCCUGUCACAAAGGGAACCGCGCACCCGGGCUCGGUCACUCUGCUGCACUCGGCUCCCAGGCUGCUCGAGGGGACGACAAGCACGUCAGAAUUCGUGUCCCUGGGCGUUCGUCCAUCUCUGUGGUCACCCCAUUGAAAAAAUGGAUUUGGAUGAGUUGGACCUGAAUCCUAGAAUUAUUGCUGCAGUUAAGAAAGCCAAACUGAGGUCAGUAAAGGAGGUUCUGCAUCUUUCUGGACCAGACCUGCAGAGGCUGACCCGCCUCUCCGGCCCCGACGUGCAGCGCUUGCUGAGGGCGGCCUCCUCACACCUGCGGGGAAGCAGCGUCUGCACAGCGCUCCAGCUGCUGCGGCAGAAGGAGCAGUUCCCCGAGCAACACCAGCGCCUGAGCCUGGGCUGCCCCGUGCUGGACGGGCUCCUCCGCGGCGGGCUGCCCCUGGACGGCAUCACCGAGCUGGCCGGACGCAGCUCCGCCGGGAAGACCCAGCUGGCGCUGCAGCUCUGCUUGGCCGUGCAGCUCCCGCGGCGACACGGAGGCCUGGGGGCCGGGGCUGUGUUCGUGUGCACAGAGGACGCCUUCCCCAGCCGGCGUCUGCAGCAGCUCAUCGCUCAGCAGCAGCGCCUGCGGACAGACGUCCCAGGGGACGUGGUCAGGAAAAUCCAGUUUGGCCACCAGAUCUUCAUUGAGCACGCAGCCGACGUGGACACCCUGCUGGAGUGUGUGCAUGAGAAGGUGCCUGUGCUGCUGUCGCGGGGCAUGGCCCGCCUGGUGGUCAUCGACUCCGUGGCAGCCCCGUUCCGUUGUGAGUUCGACCAGGCGGCCUCGGCCCUCAGGGCCCAGCGUCUGCAGGCGCUGGGGGCCGAGCUGCGCCGGCUGAGCUGCACCUUCCGGAGCCCCGUGCUGUGCGUCAACCAGGUGACGGAAUUCGCGGAAGAGCGGGGUGCGGCAGCCGGGCCGCCGGGUGUCGGGGGAGAGCGGGUGUCUCCGGCCCUGGGAAUAACCUGGUCCAACCAGCUCCUGGUGAGGCUGAUGGCCGACCGGCAGCGCCCCGAGGAAGCCGCCUCCGCCCCACCCCGCCGCACCCUGAGGGUGGUCUCCGCCCCCCACCUGCCGCCCUCAUCCUGUUCCUACACGGUCACUGCUGAAGGUGUGCGGGGGACGCCUGGGACUGAGUCCUGCUGA